AUGGCGAUAACCAAGAACCACCGGGAAUAUGACAUUGUCCUCGUCGGCGCAACAGGGUAUACCGGCAGACUCACAGCGUACCACAUUGCGCAAAACCUGCCCACGAACUUGAAAUGGGCUAUUGCAGGACGAUCCAGCGCAAAACUUGAUGCUCUUGCCGACGAAUUGAAGCAUAUAUCAGAGGAUAGAUUGCAGCCAGAAAUCGAGAUUGUGGACAUUGAGGACAAAGCACAACUUACUGCUCUUGUCGCGAGGGCAAAGGUUUGCAUUAGUGUGGUUUCGUACAAUGAAGUUGGCGCGAAUGUGAUUGAGGCGUGUAUUGAGAGUCGGACGGAUUAUGUUGAUACUUCUGGCUCCAUUGCACAUCUGCGAGAGUGGAUUGAUAAGUACCACCAAGCUGCCGAGCAGGCCAACGUUGCGAUCAUCAGCGCCUGCGGCUGCUUCAGCGCCUUCCAAGAUCUUCUCACAUGGGUCACCGUCGGCGAACUCGCAAAAAGCUCAUCUGUCAAGACCAAAGAGAUCAUUUUGUCCGUGCUCAGCAUGCCAGCAGAUCCCAGUGGCGGGACUGUCAAGUCAAUACUGGGUAGAGCAAAUCUCGAUGCAAAGACUAUUCAGGAAUCGGAGGAACCAUGGUAUUUGUCACCAGUCAAGGGCCACCAGCAAUACGUGAAUACCACCAAUCUCUUUGGCAUGCGACAUGACCCCCUGCUCGGCACGCUAUCACCAAGCUCCUUCAGCAAUUUGCAGAAUAGAGCUGUUGUCCAUAGGACAUGGGGUCUACUUGACGGAGGCAACUAUUACGGACCCAACUUCCAGUACAGUGAAUACAACAAAGUUUCCUCAACAAUAGCUGGAAUUAUGGAUAUCCUGAGAGCUCACGGGAUAAACCUGCUGUUCACACUCGCACCAUUGCGAGCAAUCGCAAAAAUGAUUCUUCCGAAGCCUGGUGAUGGCCCCGAUGUGGAGAAAGAGAAGAACAGCGUAGUAGAAAUGGAAGCUCUUGCGGUGGCAGACUCGGAAGCGGGCUCGACGGUUCCAAAAGCUUAUGCAAGAGUUCGGUUUUCGGGGGGACCGUAUACGGCUACGGCUGCUUUUCUGGCACAGGGAGCUGCGUCGUUGCUUUAUACGAGGAAGUUGGAGGGUGGUGUUGCUGGUGGAUGUUUGACUCCCGCGUUUCUGGGUGCGGACCUUGUAGAGAGGAUUCAAGGUGUUGGUGCGGAGCUGAGUAUUGAGAUACUGUGA
Molecule: messenger RNA, 1242 nt
Organism: Talaromyces marneffei
Lineage: Eukaryota; Fungi; Ascomycota; Eurotiomycetes; Eurotiales; Trichocomaceae
Exons: 4
Coding region: 1-1242 (413 amino acids)
Biological process (GO): glycolipid biosynthetic process
Cellular component (GO): plasma membrane; mitochondrion; lipid droplet
Source: RefSeq, a predicted model, not a curated record